Monopterus albus (swamp eel) is the source of this 1306-nucleotide messenger RNA. It is a transcript of the gene tcta, whose product is annotated as T cell leukemia translocation altered. The record is from RefSeq and is a predicted model, not a curated record. Gene Ontology annotation, biological process: osteoclast fusion. NCBI's taxonomy places the organism in Eukaryota, Metazoa, Chordata, Actinopteri, Synbranchiformes, Synbranchidae. Bases 153 to 458 code for a protein of 101 amino acids. The transcript has 3 exons.
CCUCAUUCUUCUCCACUCAAAUAUCCUAAAGGUAGAGAUAGCGACCAGGAUAUUUUAUGCUAACGUUAUAUAUUUAAGGCGAUAUACUUUCAAACUAUAAAAACGGACAUAAAGUUAGUUCCGCUGUCAUAUUAGCUGGUUAACCAGUCGCCAUGGAAGAAAUGUGGAAUUUUGAAUUUUUGUCCCGCAUCGCUGACAGCUGCUGGUCGUUUCUCUCUCAAUUCAGGGACGAUUGGCAUGCCAAUGACAUGAGAGUCUCCAUAUUCAAGAUCCUUCUAAGCUGGUUAAUUUUUAGUCUUAUUGCAAUUCACUUUGCGUGGAAAGUCUACGGGAAUACAGUGAAUGAUAUGUAUUAUCGACAAGGGACUGGGCAGAACGGAGGCACACCGGAUACAGCUUCGCACCUGAGUGGAUGGGAAAGCAGAGCAGGAGAUACUCCAAAGACUCAUCGAGAUUAACAGGACAGUGGUCUUUGACUUUGGACUUUCCUCCAAAUGAGAGCGGAAUAGUUUUCAUCUUCCAGAGACACUGAGUGCACUCAAGAUUUCUGAAAACAUCCCAAGUGUGUUAAAGAUGGAAGCACCUUCUGAUUGACAGUGUCAUGCCGAUAUCCACUAUAUUGACACCAUGCUACUGCAAGCUACUCAUUUGUGCCUGUCAGCUUUGGUCAUUGAACAGGACUUUAUUCCACAAAAAUAUACCUAAAUUGAUAGGUUUGACUUCAUGGUUGCCUGUUUUUGUUUCAUUCAAGAGACAUCAGAACAAAUGUGAAAUGUGUUUGUGUGUGAAUUGUGGAUGCUUUACAGUUUUGAGCCCACAAUCAAAGAAACAUAUUUCAACUUGAUUUGAAUGGUUUGUUGAAGGGAAAGCAUGACAUUAUGCAUCAAGUCAGGACACGGGAUUAUUUGGACAUUUUUCUGAACUGCAUUAGCAGGAGUGAGAUAAUGGGGAUGUGCCCAGUUAUGAUCUGAAAGAUUCUCUGCAAUGGGCAGGGUCAUUUUUGUCACUGCUGUAAUACGUUUAUUGUCCAUCAGAAAAGACAUCCUUGAAAAUCAGUACAUGUCUUACAUCUUCUGACAUGUCUGAAAAUUUAACCAGUUUCUCAUGACAUGUAAGGAGCAUUGUGUGCACUCAAUAGGAGACACAGGUUGCCCAUGUUAAGGAUUUACCAUCUUUGACUUUUUCAAGUUUCAUUCAGAUUGAUCAAACUUAUGUCAUAUAUAAAAUACUACACAAGCACAUGUACUCCAUUUAUCACACUGUCAUGGGGAUGUUUCUCUGCAGUGGACUUUGGUGGCUUGUGAAA